Messenger RNA from Perognathus longimembris pacificus (Pacific pocket mouse), 650 nucleotides. Its product is annotated as histone-lysine N-methyltransferase SMYD3-like. The record is from RefSeq and is a predicted model, not a curated record. The transcript is spliced from 6 exons. Gene Ontology annotation, molecular function: protein binding. The annotation marks the transcript as partial. Lineage: Eukaryota; Metazoa; Chordata; Mammalia; Rodentia; Heteromyidae. Gene Ontology annotation, cellular component: nucleus.
UCUGCAACUCCUUCACCAUCUGCAAUGCGGAGAUGCAGGAGGUCGGCGUUGGCCUGUACCCCAGCAUGUCUUUGCUCAACCACAGCUGCGACCCCAACUGCUCAAUUGUGUUCAAUGGGCCCCACCUCCUGCUGCGUGCGGUCCGGGACAUCGAGGCAGGAGAGGAGCUCACCAUCUGCUACCUGGACGUGCUCAUGACCAGCGAAGAGCGGCGGGAGCAGCUGAGGGACCAGUACUACUUCGAGUGUGACUGCAUCCGCUGUCAGACCAAAGACAAGGAUGCUGACAUGCUAACCGGUGAUGAGCACGUGUGGAAGGAAGUUCGAGAAUCCCUGAAGAAAAUUGAAGAACUGAAGGCACAGUGGAAGUGGGAGCAGGUGCUGGCCCUGUGCCAGGCGAUCAUAAGCAGCAACUCGGAGCGGCUUCCAGACCUCAACAUCUACCAGCUCAAGGUGCUCGACUGCGCCAUGGACGCCUGCAUCCACCUGGGCCUCCUGGAGGAGGCGCUCUUCUACGGCGUGCGCACCAUGGAGCCCUACCGGGUCUUCUUCCCGGGCAGCCACCCCGUGAGAGGCGUGCAGGUGAUGAAGGUCGGCAAGCUGCAGCUGCACCAAGCCAUGUUCCCCCAGGCCAUGAAGAACCUGCGGCUG